AUGAAGAUUCAGGCGGGCCAAUUGGGCCUGGACGAUAAUGACGUGCCGGGACCAUUGCCGGACACAGACAGCAAACCCUCAUCACAAUCACAAAAUGACACACCAAUGUUUAAAUUGGGCAACUUUGAAAGUCCUGUGCUCAAGGAGCUAUCACGGCGAACGGUAAACAAGGAAAUGGAGACGCAGAGAAUUAUGACAAACGUAAUUGCGUUUGCGUUCUGGAACCUGCUGGUGAAGUUCAUCAAGUUCUUUUGGAACAACACUCAUGUUGGGAGACAGUUUUGCAACCGGCUAUCCAGAAUCCAUCUGUACAUGUUGACAUUUCACACGUUAAAGAAGGCUAACAUCAUAUAUCACACCACGUUCAGUUGGUUGAAUGCAGAACUUCUUGACUACUUGUUCCACCUAUUAAUCUCGCUCAAUAUACUGUUUUCUCUUUGGAAGCUCUUAUCCACCGUCAAAGUAAGUGAUUUGAAUCUCACUGACAGGCAAAAGAAGCUCCUGGGGGUAGACAUGCAAUCAUCUGUCGAUACUGGGUUGCAGCCACAACACCCCCACUACGUAUCCACUUCUAAGAUCAGCCAAAUGGCACAGAACAAAACACAUAUUCCUCAAACAAAUCUCAAAAAUCAUCCAGCAUAUCUCUUCAAAGGCUUAGAGACGCCUUUGAAAGCAAGACAAAGGGAAAUGGCGGAGGAACAGACGAAACUACAAUCUCAAUCCUUACACACAAAGAAUGUAUUUGGCACACUGCAGAGGCAUAGCGGUAUCAGUAGCACAUUAGUGAGCGCUAACAAUGACAAUAACUCGCCGCAUACCCCUGUAACUAGGAAGGGCUACAUUCCAAGUAGCAAAUAUGCAUAUAUGAUGAACUCACAGUCCCCAAGGGGGAAAAUAUAA
Messenger RNA from Saccharomyces cerevisiae S288C, 900 nucleotides. It is a transcript of the gene POM34, whose product is annotated as Pom34p. NCBI's taxonomy places the organism in Eukaryota, Fungi, Ascomycota, Saccharomycetes, Saccharomycetales, Saccharomycetaceae. The transcript has a single exon. Gene Ontology annotation, cellular component: nuclear membrane; nuclear pore. Bases 1 to 900 code for a protein of 299 amino acids. The record is from RefSeq and is marked reviewed.